AUGGGAAUCGACUCCUCCGAGAUCGCUGACGUUCCGGCCACGACAAAGUCUAUGAAACGCUCGGGCACGUCACGUGUAGGCGUGACCGUGAACAGUUCCGGUCCAACCAACGUUGGCCUUGAUCGGCCAGCCGGCACCAGCACCUCCGCCUCAAAUGUUAAUAGUACCAAAAAGGAGGAUAAGAAGGGUAAGCCGAAGUCGCAGCCUUCGCGUUUUAAGUUUCCAUAA
Messenger RNA from Dibothriocephalus latus, 228 nucleotides. The record is from the annotation of a GenBank genome assembly. Lineage: Eukaryota; Metazoa; Platyhelminthes; Cestoda; Diphyllobothriidea; Diphyllobothriidae.